AUGGACGCCCACAAGGACCGGGCGACGGCGCUCUUCCAGCGCGGCUCGUUUGCCGAGGCCGUUGGCAGCUACAAGGGCGCGCUGGCCUGUGCCGAUGUACCGAAUGAGAUGCAGUGCACCUUGCUGAGCAACAUUGCGCUCUGCCAUCUCAAGCUGCGCGACUUUGCGGCUGCGAUUUCGUCGGUCGACGACGCGCUCGCCAAGGCGCAAGCCUCGCGCCUGCCCGACACCAUCAUGGAGAAGCUCCUCUUUCGCCGCGCGCAAGCGUACAUGGAGACGGACCAGCUCGCGGCCAGUGCGCGCGACCUCAAGGCCGUGCUGCAGCUCUCGCCGAGCAACAAGCCCGCCCAGGCACUGCUGCGCACGUUGCAAGAGAAGGCUCGGAAGGACGCCUCGGGGGUUGGAAAGGCGUUGAAGGCGCUUCCGUCCAACGACGCGCUGGCGUUCCUCGAGCACCAGUCGCCGGAGAACGCACCGUCCAUCUACCGCGACGUCCUCGACCUCGGCGGCGAGCGCAUGCUCUGGCAGACGUGUGUCGUGGACGCCAAGGACCGUUCAUUGCAAGCGCGCGGCCUGCGCAUUUUGGCCAACAUGGCCAAGCACCACGGCGCGGCGGUCUAUGCAGCGAUCGACGCCACGCUCCUCGCUGCCUUGGUCCCGAUGCCCGUGCCCGCCGACGCGGACGACGCUACGAUCGGUCUCAUCGCAGCCGUCGUGUCGCUCACGGGCGUGCUUGCAGCGCACCUUGUGACUGUCUCGAACGACAUCCAGGCAGCGCAUGCGCCGGUGCGGCAGCUCCUCGAUGCGACGUUCCAGGGCCUCCGGACGUCGACCGACGUGCUGCAGCAGGCCACGCUCGACGUGCUCCUCAAGCACGUGCUCCAGGUCAAGUCGAACGCAUCGACAAUGGCGCUCUGGAUGGAAGAAAUGGGCGUCUUCUCGCUCCUCCUCUCGCAAGCCAAUUUGCUGCGCGACCGCGUCGUGUCGUCGAUUUCGAUGGUGUUUUCACAGCUGCUUGCGCUCUUUUCCGAGUCGGAGAUGGAGCGUAUUGUCCGCGAGUAUUGCGUCGACCCGGUCGUCGGUGCAUCGACCAUGGAAGACGCGUCGCCCGGGUGUGUCUUGCUCUCGGGUGUCUUCCUCGCCAACGCCAAGCUCGGGGCGCACAUGAUGCAGUCGCAUCCUGCGUUCUUGAAGCAGCUCAGCGACGUCUUGCUGCGUCAAAAGUCUGCUGCCCACAGCCUCAAGUACCAAGAGCUUGUGAUGGACCUCGUCGCGUACAUUGCCGGUUCGGAGGCUGGCAUGGCCGCGAUCCCGAUCGAGCUGCGCAUGGAGCUCGGGAAGUUGCUGCAGUGCUCGAUGGAGCCGCACCAGCUCAAGCUGCAGUCGGCUGCGCUCGCGGCGGUCGUCAAGAUGAGCCUUGUCGACAAGACAUUUGACCCGGCGACGCCCGUCGGCGACAUUAUGAUCAACCAAGUGCUCUCGCUCCUCGAGGCCGUGCACAACGCGCCCGUGACGGCGUCGAUCGUUGGGUCCACGGCGCGGGAGCGUGCGGUCGAAGCGCUCUCGUACUUGAUUACGUUUACGCCGGUCAAGGACGCGCUGGUGCGUCGGCCCAGAGCGCUGGAGCCGCUUUUGACCGACAUCUCGGCCACGUCGACACCGUCGAAUCUGCUGUAUGGCAUUUCGUACAUUCUCUUUCACUUGCUCACGUCCGAGUCGCACCUCAAGCGCCAAAAGAUGCAAAACUCGGAGCUCACGCCCGAGCAGUACGAAGAGCUGCAGAAAGCUCUCAAGCAAAAGUCCGAGCUCGACGACGGCGACUCGGUCGAGCAAGUGACCAAGCGCAUCGCAGCGGUGCUCGAUCACUCGCAGAGUAUUCUGACGCUUUUGCAGCUACUCAAGUGCAAGGGGUCGCCGGCGAUCCUCGACCAAGCAACCCAGAGUGUACUGCAUGCGACCGAGUACGUUGAGGGCCGUGGCAAGCUCGUGCAAGGCGGCCUCUUCUCCGCCAUGCUCUCGCUCUCGACGCCCCACGCCCGGCACGCGGUGGCCAAGAUCCUCAUCACGACCAACCCGCACUUGAUCCCGGCGUCGCAGCUGCUCUCGUCCAUCUACCCGCUCAUGGAGUUGCUCAAGGCCGAGUCGAACUUGAUGCAGUUUGAAGCGCUCAUGGCGCUUACCAAUGUGGCGAGCGUCUCGGAUGAAACCAAGGCCCGCAUUCUCUCCAACAAUGGCUUGACGACGAUUCAAUAUUUGCAGUUUUCGGACCAUACGAUGGUGCGCCGCGCGGCCACCGAGUGCCUCACGAACCUCCUGCCCUCGGACGAAGUCCUCGAAAAGAUCUUUUGCCAGCCCGAGAAGGUCCGUCUCUGGCUCGCGUUUGCGUCGCUUGAGGAAGCCGACGAAGACUUGGCGACGGCCCGUGCCGCGUCCGGAGCGAUCGCGAUGGUCAGCCAGUACCCCGUCGUUUGCGCUGUGCUUCUGGAGCAAAAGGCGAUUGAGACCUUUGGGCCGAUCUUGAUCGAGUGCGACGCGCCGGAGCUUGUCCACCGCCACCUCUUUGCCGUCCAGUCGUGCCUCGAGUACGUGCGCACAAUGGCGACGGUAGACGUCGAAGCCUCGGGCAAGCAAGCCAUGUACGAGCAGCAGCUGCUCUUGCUGUCGUCGCCGAUCGAAAACGUCGCGCGCAAGUUUCUGGCGACCGCGCCCGAGAUUGCCGAGCUCGCGCAUGCGUGCCUCGGUCUGUUGGCCAAGCUCACAUGAGCCCAACAGGGUAUCCAUGACUUCAAUACCGGGAAAAACCAUUUUUUG
Saprolegnia diclina VS20 is the source of this 2811-nucleotide messenger RNA. RefSeq lists its product as hypothetical. The record is from RefSeq and is a predicted model, not a curated record. The transcript is spliced from 9 exons. The coding region runs from base 1 to 2763 and encodes 920 amino acids. NCBI's taxonomy places the organism in Eukaryota, Oomycota, Saprolegniomycetes, Saprolegniales, Saprolegniaceae. Gene Ontology annotation, molecular function: protein binding.